AUGGGCGACUCGCACGGCUUCGUGGCGGACGAAAAGACUGUCGCCGGCUCCUCCAAGAGCUCUCGACCGGCCACCAGCGGGCCACGGUACAUGCAAACCUCUGGCAGCAACGUCGUGCUGGUCCGUCGCCUGAAGCGCAAGGACGAAGGGCUCUGGAAGCCCCUCGCUCGCUGGUUCGUCGAGAACCAGGUUGGCUUGUCACUCAACCUGCUCGCUCUUCUCUUCCUGGCCCAUGCCUGCAUUCCCAAGGCCAGAGUACACACGACCAAGUUCUUCCAUCUCUCGUACUACAACGCAAGGACGGGCAAAUAUGCUGCCGGAUUUGACGAUGUCUGUUUGAUUGCCUUCUUCAUUGUCCUCUUCACAGGCCUCCGAGCCGGCACCAUGGACUACAUCCUGGCGCCGUUUGGCCGACUCUUCGAAAUCAACAAGAAGAAGGACUUGACCCGAUUCACGGAGCAGGCCUGGCUGCUGGUCUACUAUCUCGUCUUUUGGCCGACGGGCGUGUAUCUGUACUACAACUCUCCCGCCUGGCUCAACAUGAGGGAGCUGUGGACCGACUGGCCGAACCGGGAGAUGGGUGGCCUCAUGAAGUGGUACAUGAUUGCUCAAUGGGCGUUUUGGCUGCAACAGAUUAUUGUCAUCAACAUUGAGGAUCGACGAAAGGACCACUGGCAAAUGUUUAGCCACCACAUCAUCACCACGGCGCUGAUUUCGUCGUGCUACUGCUACCACCACACCCGCGUUGGAAUGUUCAUCUUGGUCAUCAUGGACGUGGUGGAUCUGUUCCUCCCUGUGGCCAAGUGUCUCAAGUACUGCGGCUACACCACGCUGUGCGACUACGUCUUUGCCCUCUUCAUGGUGUCAUGGUUUGUGGCACGCCACGUCUUCUACAUCAUGGUCUGCUGGUCCAUUUACGCGCACACCCUAGAAAUCAUGCCCAACGGAUGCUUCGUUGGACCAAACGACUCCCUGGUUGGACCAUUGGAAGCCCCCGCCGGCUUCACGUAUCUGAUUGAGCCCUUCUUCAACUCGACAGGGCGUGUGUGCUACAACAAGACGGUCAAGUGGGCUUUCCUCACGCCCCUCCUCCUGCUGCAGGGCAUUACGAUUUUCUGGUUCACCAUGAUUGUCCGCGUUGCCCUCAAGGUGCUUAGCGGAGGUGGUGCGGAAGAUACUCGGAGCGACGACGAGGCUGACGAAGAGGAGGACGAGGAGGAGCUCAUCUACGAGGAGGUUCACCCAUUGGAGCAGGAGGUUGGAGUGGAGGAGCUGGACCUCAAGAGCUGGGAGCGACGAAACGGGCUUAAGAAGCAGGCUUCCGCCAGCGGAGUCAGCCUACCGGGACACAGCGACCGCAAGGAGCUCCUUGGCCGUAUUGGCUGCGAGAAACAAGUGGAAUGA
This is a messenger RNA of Trichoderma aggressivum f. europaeum, 1404 nucleotides long. RefSeq lists its product as uncharacterized. NCBI's taxonomy places the organism in Eukaryota, Fungi, Ascomycota, Sordariomycetes, Hypocreales, Hypocreaceae. Gene Ontology annotation, biological process: ceramide biosynthetic process. Gene Ontology annotation, molecular function: sphingosine N-acyltransferase activity. Gene Ontology annotation, cellular component: membrane. Bases 1 to 1404 code for a protein of 467 amino acids. The transcript has 4 exons. The record is from RefSeq and is a predicted model, not a curated record.